CCCAUGCUACCUUGUCUUCCACGAAAGAAGGGGAUCCAAGGCUCCUUCUUCCUCCUCCUGUACAGCCGCCAUGGCAGCCCAAAAUUAGAAGAAACUGCUUCAAAAAGUUGAUCUGAAGGGCAGGGUGAUCAGAGCCAUACCAGGCAGCAACAAACAUGCAAUGGAUGUGUGGCAGCAGCCAGAAAAAGGAAAAAAAUGCUUGAUCUCAAUGAGUUGCCUCCUGAUCUCAAUGAGCUUCCUCAUGAUAUGGAUGAGCAGCAACCCAGCAUACCGCAAGGAAAUUGGACAGAAAAUGGGCGCUCUGUUUACUACAUAGAGACAAGUCGUGGGCCUAACCCUAUGGGCAAUGACAAUGUGGCAGGGCAGUCAUCAACCUGUGGUGCCCCUGUAGUGGUGUCUUUGCAGUCAGAGAGUCAUACUCUUGAUGACACAGGCACCGCGACAAAUGUUCCUGGUCCAACCAGGACUGAGUUCGGAGCUGGUGCUAUUGACGGUGUUGUGCAAGGAGAAGAAGGAGAAGAUGAGGCUGGUUCUCAGCCAAUGGAACCCUAUGUUGGCAUGAGGUUUGACACCCUUCAAAUUGCUAAGGAUCACUACAACAGCUACGCCCUACGGAUGGGUUUCUCUGUAAAAAUGAACACCUCUAGGCGGACACCCCACACAAAUGUAUUGGUAAAACAGCAGUUUUGCUGCAACAAGUUCAAGAAGCCCAAAGCUGAUGAUGGAGGAGCUGAGGCUCCUCCUGUCCCGGACCCUAUACCAGAUCCAAAACCUAUUGACAGUGAUGAGGAGAUGAAAGAUGAACCUCCAAUAUUUGCUGAAGAGGAGGCUGCUACUAGUAAGAAAAAGAAGAAGCGUAAACGCGAGACAAUAAAGCAGACUCAAUGCAAGGAAAAAAUGUUGGUGAAGCUGAUAGAUGGGCAAUGGCAGGUGACGCACUUUGUUCGUGACCACAAUCAUCCGCUGGUGAACAAACCUUCGUUGUCCAAAUACUUGAGAUCCCACCAAGGCAUCUCUCCUGAUGAAAAGGAGAUUUUGCACAUCUUGUAUAACUGCAACUUGACUACAGGUGUGUUCCUAUAUCCCUUACAGAAUUAAGUUUCCCUCUAGGCAGUCCAGUGUGCAACUGUUAUGGUACUGGUGUGCAACUAAAAUGCCUUAAGUGUGCAACUAGACUACCUUCACUGUGCAACUACAUAA
This is a messenger RNA of Triticum aestivum (bread wheat), 1200 nucleotides long. RefSeq names its product protein FAR1-RELATED SEQUENCE 5. NCBI's taxonomy places the organism in Eukaryota, Viridiplantae, Streptophyta, Magnoliopsida, Poales, Poaceae. The transcript is spliced from 2 exons. The coding region runs from base 196 to 1098 and encodes 300 amino acids. The record is from RefSeq and is a predicted model, not a curated record.